Zootermopsis nevadensis is the source of this 1022-nucleotide messenger RNA. The record is from RefSeq and is a predicted model, not a curated record. NCBI's taxonomy places the organism in Eukaryota, Metazoa, Arthropoda, Insecta, Blattodea, Termopsidae.
CUAUGCUCGAUACUCGUUGAUGUAAAACGAAGUCGGUUAGAUUCAAAUCGUCUAACUGUUUGUGGUCGGACCUUGUCCAGCAUUUGAGACGUAGUUAUUGUGUUAUCAUUGUAACCUUUUUUUGGCAAGGAAUGGAUAAAUUCGAGUGCAAAGCGCCGAUGUAUGUGAAUUUCGUACAAUCAUCAAGUUUGGAUAAUAAUGAUGGUGCAGACAAAUUCUUUGACUUCUUUACUGAUGAACAUGAACAACGGAGUGGUGAGCCUAAGGAAGAACAAUCGGAUGUUGAAGAUACUCUGAACUUAGCAAUGAAAAAUCUUUGGAUGGCAUCUGAUAGGAAGAAUACAUCAGCGUUGUAUGGGAACGGUGCUGUGUCUGCGACAAAAGUUAAGGUGUCUGAUGUGCUCAGCUCAUGCAGUGCCAAAAGGAAAGGGUCGCCAAUGACUCAGAAUUGUCAGCCAGCAAAAUUCAUCAGCAUGGCUGAAGCGGUAUGUCGGUUCCAGACUGAUACUCCAAACCGCUUCCAUUCAAAGCCUAGAACAGUUAACCCAAAUGUAAGUCUGCAACAUAGGAAGGGCAACACAAUGAAGAAGAAUUCAACUGUUCCUUAUUCUCCAAAUUUGAGGUCACAUUUGCGAUCCCGUCCAGUCCACAUCAUGACCAAAGAGGAAGAAGAAGAAAAGGAAGCAGAUGAAAUGAGAACAUUCAAAAUAAAGGCCAAUCCUUUGAAUCCAAAAAUUCUGGAACCUCCAAAACUCGGCAUAAGAGUAGAGAAGAAGCCGCCAACAGUACCGGUGCCUUUCAAACUGACAGAAAUAGUGAAAAAGAAGACCAUCAUGGCUCCGCCAUUAUACACUUUCACCGCAAAACCAGUUCCGAAGGAAGUUUUGGACGGACCUCAGGGCGCUUCAAAGAAGAGAGAAUUAUCAUCAACUGAGUCUGUUUCACCUGCCUGCGUGAGGAAAUCAAAGGUGUAUGCUGUAUCUCUGGAUGUAAGUAAUGCCAUGUAAGGUCCUUGGGGAAUG